Messenger RNA from Cadophora gregata, 1170 nucleotides. RefSeq lists its product as uncharacterized. The record is from RefSeq and is a predicted model, not a curated record. The transcript has 4 exons. Gene Ontology annotation, molecular function: FMN binding; oxidoreductase activity. NCBI's taxonomy places the organism in Eukaryota, Fungi, Ascomycota, Leotiomycetes, Helotiales, Ploettnerulaceae. The coding region runs from base 1 to 1170 and encodes 389 amino acids.
AUGCAUUCCUUCUUGACUGUCCUGCCCCUCGUGGCGACUGCUCUUGCAGCUCGUCCAUACAUCAAUGAAGCUGAUACUGGAAUCGAUGACAUCCUCGGCUCAACUGCCACUGGUCAACUCCCUCCACUGGCCAGCAUGAUCGGUCUCCCAGAUUUCGAAUGGGCCGCCCGCAAGUACAUGAACACCACCGCCUACACGUACUACCGUAACGGUGCCGCAGGAGAAUGGUCGUACCGCAACAACCUCGAGAUCUUCGCCCGGUAUAGAUUCCGUCCUCGUGUGUUGAACACGGAUGUCACAAAAAUCGAGUCAACUCUCCCGACAACUCUGCUGGGCCAUAAAUUCGCAAUGCCGAUUUUCAUUAGUCCGGCUGCGAGAGGUGGAUAUGCGAAUGCUGCUGGUGAGGAGGGUCUCGUGAAGGCUGCUGGAGAGGCGGGAAUCCUAUAUAUGCCAUCUGGAUACUCAACCUUGACAAUGGAGCAAAUCGCCAACAUGAAGGUCAAGAACGGAACUUACGGUCCCCAAGUUACUUUCCAACAGAUCUACCUCAGCGAGAACCUCACCGCCAGCGCCAUCGCCUUCAAGCGCGCUGAAACCACUGGCUCCAAGGCAAUCGUCAUGACCGUCGACUCUGCCGGCGACGGCGACCGCCACCGCGCCGCACGCUACGGUGUUGGCUCUGCUGACUCUUCAUACACCUACCAAACCUGGGACUACGUCAAGCAGCUCCAAAACCUGACUACUCUUCCCAUCAUCCUCAAGGGCAUCAUGACCGUCGAGGACGCCCAGCUCGCAUACGAGAACGGCGCCAAGGCUAUCAUCCUGUCCAACCACGGUGCUAGACAAUUGGACGGAGCACCUUCGUCCCUCGAGGUAGCGCUGGAGAUCCAUGCCAGGAACCCGAGGCUGUUCAAGAAGAUGGAGAUUUAUGCGGAUGGUGGCGUGAGGUAUGGGUCUGAUGUGUUGAAGCUUUUGGCGUUGGGUGUCAGGGCUGUUGGACUCGGUCGCCCGUUCAUGUAUGCGAACUGCUAUGGAACUGAGGGUGUGGCCAAGGCGAUCAAGAUCUUGAAGAGAGAGAUCUCGAUUGAUGCUGCGAACUUGGGCGUUGGAGACUUGAAGAAGAUUGACCCUUCAUACGUGAAGUGGGAGAACAACAACUGGUGGUCUUGA